GCACGCCAGAACGGUUCAGCGCGCCCGAGCCGGAUUAUCAGGAUACGCAGUUUGGGCGGCUGACGGGAAGGCAUCUUUUGAGCGGGAUGCGGAACGCGCUGGGGUCGGUGCAUAUCCCGGUGUUUGAGGAUCUGCAGGCGAGGGUCGGCGCUGCUGGGGAGUGUGGCGCGGACUGUGGGUCGGCGGCUCGAGCCCGGGCGGACGCGGGAGCUGGGAUAGAGGGCGGAGGGAUGGAGCCAGGGUGUUCCAAUCCAAGCCCGAAUCAGGAGGUGGAGGUGGAGACGCUGAAGCCGAUCCUGGCGACGCUCCGCCGCGCGCUGACGCCGUGGUGCCAGCUGAUGCUGCGCACGGCGCUCGCGGGGCCGCAUCUGGGGUGGCUCACGCAUCUCGGAAACGAGCCGUUCUCGUUCUGGUGCCGGUUUCUCCUGCGCGUCGUGCCGAUCGAGGACGGCGGGGACGUGGUCACGCGGGAGGAGAAGCUCGCUGCGCUCGAGACAAUGUCCGAGCUCAUGGUCGUCGUCUCGUGGUCGUGGUCCGCGUCGUUCGAGCUGCCUAUCCGGCAGGAGAUUCUCAAGACUGUCGAGGAGAUCAAGCUCGCGAUCGCGCUCGACCGUGAGCGGCUGCUCGCAGCUGCAUCCGCGUCUGAAUCGGGGAGCGCUGGGCUGUACACCACGCCGCCAUCGAACCUCAGCUCGUCGCCGGGUACGUCGGCGUCUGCAGGUAGAAGCAACUAUGGCGGGCAGGGAGACGGGGAAGGCGACACGCAGCGGCAGAACCGCAGGCGGCGGUUCGAGGGGCAGUAUGUUCUCCCUGCUGCGCUUGAGCUUCCGAAUGUGGAGGCGAUCAUGCGCGAGGCGGGUGUGAUGGACAUUGUCGAGGGUGCUUCUGGUCUUGCGAGGGUGUGCUAUGCGCCGCUGCGUGAUAGCGGUGGCCGUGUGGGCGGCGUGAUUAGUGGGAAGGAGAGUGUGUAUGUGCCUUUGUUGGAUGGCGGUGUUGAAGGUGGAAGUGGGGCGUUGUACCCGAGCGCGGACGCUACCACUGGCGCGUCCAUAUCCACUCAGUCAAUGCACGUUCAGGCUACCAUGCCGGAGCCGACGUACGAGCAGAGCUUGUGGUCGGACGAGUACUCGUUCGUGCCUCUAGACGGUGCUGCAUUCGUGUCCGCGCCCGGCAUGCAGACGGUGGUGCAGGAGGACGCUGGAUUCCCUCAGAGUCAGGAGCACGGGCAGCUCGACGGCGGUGUUAGCGGGCAGGGGUGGGACGAGCUAGGCAUGGAUCAGGAUUUUUGGGCGACGCUGGGCGCUGGGAAUGAUGGUGCUGGAGACGUGUAUGGGUCCGGGGAGGGGACGGCGGGGUAUUAUCGUGGUGUGUGAUAUAGGGUGUGGUUUGUUGUAGUUUAAUCUAAUCUUCAUUGCGGGG
Molecule: messenger RNA, 1419 nt
Organism: Coniophora puteana RWD-64-598 SS2
Lineage: Eukaryota; Fungi; Basidiomycota; Agaricomycetes; Boletales; Coniophoraceae
Exons: 3
Coding region: 87-1373 (428 amino acids)
Source: RefSeq, a predicted model, not a curated record